Syzygium oleosum is the source of this 7667-nucleotide messenger RNA. RefSeq names its product acetyl-CoA carboxylase 1-like. Gene Ontology annotation, biological process: fatty acid biosynthetic process. The transcript is spliced from 32 exons. Lineage: Eukaryota; Viridiplantae; Streptophyta; Magnoliopsida; Myrtales; Myrtaceae. The record is from RefSeq and is a predicted model, not a curated record. The coding region runs from base 553 to 7359 and encodes 2268 amino acids. Gene Ontology annotation, molecular function: metal ion binding; ATP binding; acetyl-CoA carboxylase activity.
UUGCGGUUGUGUGAUUUAAGAGGAGAAAGCGAGGGGAAAAUGAUUUUUUUGAGGGUGACUCACUCACCCAUCGAUUUCAAUGCCCAUCAAUGGCGAGUAUCGGGAUUCUGGAGAGAGAGAGAGAAGAUGUAGAGGGAGGAGGUGAGAGGUGAGGUUUUCUGGGUAGCUGCUAACUACUACCAUCAUCAAGAAAAUAACAAAAAAGAAAUAAGUUUUACCAGUAGGAGGAAGAGGGAUGAAGUGGCAGGUACCGCGUGCUCGCUCUCGUUUAAAUCCCUUCCGGGAAUUGCAGUACCUCCCAAUUCGCUCUAACUCAGACCUACCACCUUCCUCCCUCUGCGGCUUCUCUUCUCUCUCUUCCCGGUUCUCUUUUAUUGAGAAGGGAGCUAAACGAACGAGUAUAGGCCGACCCAUUGGGUUCUUGAUCGUGAAUUGAUCCUGGGUUCAGUCGAUUCUUGAUUCUCUCGGCUCGUUGAUCCAGUCGAAGUGAUGCUCGACGUGGGCACAGCCUGUUGAAGCGGCGUGAUCUCAGCUUCUGUUCCUCCAUUCAAGAUGUCAGAAGCACAAAGGAAACCAUCGCUGACUGGUCUUGGACGUGUAAAUGGGUUCACAAAUGGUGUACUUUCUGUUAGGAGCCCUGCUGCAAUCUCUGCAGUGGAUGAGUUCUGCAAAGCCCUGGGAGGCGAGAGACCAAUUCAUAGUAUUUUAAUUGCUAACAAUGGAAUGGCGGCGGUCAAGUUCAUCCGUAGUGUCCGAACAUGGGCUUAUGAAACAUUUGGAACUGAGAAGGCCAUCCUGUUGGUGGCUAUGGCGACCCCAGAGGACAUGAGAAUUAAUGCAGAACAUAUCAGAAUUGCUGACCAGUUUGUGGAAGUUGCCGGUGGGACUAACAACAAUAACUAUGCCAAUGUUCAGCUCAUUGUGGAGAUGGCAGAGAUAACCCAUGUGGAUGCUGUUUGGCCUGGUUGGGGCCAUGCAUCAGAGAAUCCUGAGCUGCCAGAUGCAUUAAAUGCAAAGGGAAUUGUUUUCCUUGGACCUCCAGCCAUAUCUAUGGCAGCAUUAGGAGAUAAAAUUGGUUCUUCUCUGAUUGCUCAAGCAGCUGAUGUACCUACUCUUCCAUGGAGUGGUUCUAAUGUGAAAAUGUCUCCCGAUGGCUGCCUGGUAUCAAUCCCGGAUGAAAUAUAUAGGGAAGCUUGUGUAUACACGACCGAUGAGGCAAUUGCUAGUUGUCAAGUUGUGGGUUACCCUGCAAUGAUUAAGGCAUCGUGGGGGGGUGGUGGUAAAGGAAUUAGAAAGGUUCAUAAUGAUGAUGAAGUGAGGGCAUUGUUCAAACAAGUCCAGGGUGAAGUUCCAGGCUCGCCCAUAUUCAUAAUGAAAGUUGCUUCACAGAGCCGACAUUUAGAGGUCCAGUUGCUCUGUGAUCAGCAUGGGAAUGUUGCAGCUCUUCAUAGCCGUGAUUGCAGUGUUCAAAGACGGCACCAAAAGAUUAUUGAGGAGGGCCCAAUCACUGUUGCUCCUGUAGAAACGGUCAAAAAGCUGGAGCAGGCAGCUAGAAGGUUAGCUAAAAGUGUUAAUUAUGUUGGUGCAGCAACAGUGGAGUACCUGUAUAGUAUGGAGACUGGGGAAUACUACUUUUUGGAGCUCAAUCCUAGGUUACAGGUUGAGCAUCCUGUCACCGAAUGGAUUGCUGAAAUAAAUCUGCCAGCUGCCCAAGUUGCUGUUGGGAUGGGGAUUCCUCUGUGGCAGAUUCCUGAAAUAAGGCGGUUUUAUGGAAUGGGGCAUGGAGGAGGUUAUGAUGCUUGGAGAAGAACUUCAGUUGUUGCUACUCCCUUUGAUUUUGACAAAGCAGAGUCUACGAGACCGAAAGGUCAUUGUGUAGCAGUCCGUGUCACUAGUGAGGAUCCUGAUGACGGGUUCAAGCCUACCAGCGGGAAAGUACAGGAACUAAGUUUCAAAAGCAAGCCAAAUGUGUGGGCUUACUUCUCUGUCAAGUCUGGAGGAGGCAUUCACGAAUUUUCAGAUUCCCAAUUCGGACACGUCUUUGCAUUUGGGGAAUCCAGAGCUCUAGCAAUUGCUAAUAUGGUUCUUGGGCUGAAAGAAAUUCAAAUUAGGGGUGAAAUCCGUACUAAUGUUGACUAUACAAUUGAUCUUCUUCAUGCUUUAGAUUACAGAGAUAAUAAAAUCCACACAGGUUGGUUGGAUAGUAGAAUUGCUAUGCGGGUUAGGGCUGAAAGACCUCCCUGGUAUCUCUCUGUGGUUGGAGGAGCGCUGUAUAAAGCAUCUACAACCAGUACAGCUGUCGUGUCAGAUUAUGUUGGUUAUCUUGAGAAAGGGCAAAUUCCUCCCAAGCACAUAUCACUUGUCAACUCUCAAGUGUCAUUGAACAUUGAAGGAAGCAAAUAUACGAUUGACAUGGUCAGAGGCGGACCUGGAAGCUAUAGGUUCAAGAUGAAUGAGUCUGAGAUCGAGGCAGAAAUACAUACUUUACGUGAUGGAGGUCUAUUGAUGCAGCUGGAUGGGAACAGUCAUGUCAUAUAUGCUGAAGAAGAGGCAGCUGGAACUCGUCUCCUGAUUGAUGGAAGAACCUGCUUGCUUCAGAACGAUCAUGAUCCUUCGAAGUUAGUGGCAGAGACUCCAUGCAAGCUGCUUAGGUUUUUGAUUUCUGAUGGCAGUCAUAUAGAUGCGGACACACCAUAUGCUGAAGUUGAGGUUAUGAAGAUGUGCAUGCCCCUUCUUUCACCUGCUUCCGGAGUCAUACAAUUUGAAAUGUCUGAAGGUCAAGCUAUGCAGGCUGGUGAGCUUAUAGCAAGGUUGGAUUUAGACGAUCCUUCUGCCGUAAGGAAGGCAGAACCUUUUCAUGGCAGUUUCCCUGUCCUGGGCCCUCCCACUGCAGUUUCUGGAAAGGUUCAUCAGAGAUGUGCUGCAAGUUUAAAUGCUGCCCGCAUGAUUCUCGCAGGUUAUGAGCACAACAUUGAUGAAGUAGUGCAAAAUUUGCUUGCUUGUCUCGAUAGCCCGGAGCUCCCUUUCCUUCAAUGGCAAGAGUGCUUGUCCGUUCUGGCAACUCGCCUUCCGAAAGAUCUCAGAAAUGAGUUGGAAUCCAAAUUUAAGGAGUUUGAAAGAAUUUCAAGCUCUCAGAUUGUGGACUUCCCGGCAAAGUUGCUCAAAGGCAUUCUCGAGGCCCAUAUAUCCACCUGUCCUGAAAAAGAGAAGGCGUCCCAGGAAAGACUGAUUGAGCCAUUAAUGAGCCUUGUGAAGUCUUAUGAGGGAGGAAGGGAAAGUCAUGCCCGGGUAAUUGUUCAAUCUCUUUUUGAAGAGUAUCUCUCAGUUGAAGAACUAUUCAGUGACAACAUUCAGGCUGAUGUGAUUGAACGGCUUCGGCUUCAAUAUAAGAAGGAUCUAUUGAAAGUUGUGGACAUAGUCCUUUCUCAUCAGGGUAUAAAAAGUAAAAAUAAGCUCAUAUUGCGUCUCAUGGAGCAGCUGGUUUACCCUAAUCCUGCUGCAUACAGAGAUAAACUCAUUCGCUUUUCGGUUUUAAACCAUACUAAUUACUCUGAGUUAGCACUUAAGGCGAGUCAACUGCUGGAACAAACUAAACUGAGCGAACUCCGUUCCAGUAUUGCUAGAAGUCUCUCCGAACUAGAGAUGUUUACUGAAGAUGGUGAAAGCAUGGACACCCCAAAGAGGAAAAGUGCCAUCAAUGAACGCAUGGAGGAUUUGGUGAGUACUCCUCUGGCAGUUGAAGAUGCCCUCGUUGGCCUGUUUGACCAUAGCGAUCACACUCUUCAAAGGCGGGUUGUGGAGACUUAUGUUCGUAGGCUAUAUCAGCCCUAUCUUGUAAAGGGGAGUGUAAGAAUGCAGUGGCACAGAUCUGGUCUCAUUGCUUCAUGGGAAUUCUUGGAAGAGCACAUAGAAAGAAAGAACAAUUCUGAAGAUAAAACGUUUGACAAGCCAUUGGUUGAGAAACAUAGUGAAAGGAGAUGGGGAGCCAUGGUCAUCAUUAAGUCUCUUCAGUUUUUGCCGGCAAUCGUCAAUGCAGCCCUGAGGGAAACUACUCACAAUGUUGAUGAAGCAGUUCCAAAUGGCUUGUCAGAACCGAAGUGUUUUGGUAAUAUGAUGCACAUAGCUUUAGCUGGAAUUAACAAUCAGAUGAGUCUACUUCAGGACAGUGGCGAUGAAGAUCAGGCUCAAGAAAGGAUCAACAAAUUAGCCAAGAUACUUAAAGAGCAAGAAUUAAGUUCCAGUCUACGAACUUCUGGCGUAGGAGUAAUCAGCUGUAUCAUACAGAGGGAUGAAGGGAGAGCUCCUAUGAGGCACUCCUUCCAUUGGUCAGCUGAGAAGUGCUACUAUGAGGAAGAGCCUCUAUUACGCCAUCUAGAGCCUCCUCUCUCCAUAUACCUUGAAUUGGACAAGCUUAAAGGCUAUGAGAAUAUCAGGUAUAAGCCCUCCAGGGACCGUCAGUGGCAUCUAUACACUGUUAAAGACAAGCCCCUUCCAAUCCAGAGAAUGUUCCUCAGAACUCUGGUCAGGCAACCCACAACAACUGGUGGUUUCGCGUCAUACCAGGGCCUCGAUUUGGGAUCAUCAGGUUCUCAACUAGCUGUGUCCUACACUUCAAGGAGCAUCUUCAGGUCCUUAGUGGUUGCCAUGGAAGAGCUGGAACUAAAUGCCCAUAAUGCUACUGGCAAAUAUGAUCAUGCUCAUAUGUACCUUUAUGUUAUACAAGAGCAACAAGUGAAUGACCUCGUGCCUUAUGCCAAGAGAGUGGAAGUAGAUGCCAAGCAAGAAGAAGCUGCCGUUGCACAGAUCCUGGAAGGGCUGGCACGGGAAAUUCAUGCAUCUGUCGGGGUAAGAAUGCAUCGGCUAGGUGUUAGUGAGUGGGAAGUGAAGCUGUGGAUUGCAUCUUCUGGACAGGCAAACGGUGCUUGGAGAUUUGUGGUAACCAAUGUAACUGGACACACAUGCACUACUCAUAUUUACCGUGAACUCGAGGAUUCCAGCACCCGCAAAGUGGUCUAUCAUUCAAUCUCUGUGUGGGGCCCUCUACAUGGAGUUCCAGUAAAUGCACCCUACAAGCCCUUGGGAGCUCUUGAGCGAAAACGUCUCUCAGCCAGGACGAGCAACACUACUUACUGCUAUGAUUUUCCACUUGCAUUUCAGACAGCUCUGGAGAUGGCUUGGGCAUCCCAUUCUCCGGAUGACGACAACAUCAAGAAUAAGAUGCUUCUCAAAGUAACCGAGCUGAAAUUUGCUGAUAAGAGUGACAGCUGGGGAACCCCUCUUGUCCCUGUAGAGCGCGAGCCUGGGAGUAAUGAUGUCGGGAUGAUAGGUUGGUGCAUGGAAAUGACUACUCCCGAGUUCCCUUCUGGGAGAACAGUUCUAGUUGUCUCAAACGAUGUAACCUUUAAAGCAGGAUCUUUCGGCCAAAAAGAAGAUGCAUUUUUCCAUGCAGUCACUGAUCUUGCAUGUGCAAAGAAAUUACCUCUGAUUUAUUUGGCAGCAAACUCCGGUGCACGUCUAGGGGUAGCGGAGGAAGUGAAAGCUCGAUUCAGAGUCGGUUGGUCCGAUGAAUCGAAUCCUGAGCGCGGUUUCCAGUACGUAUAUUUGACACCUGAUGACUAUGCUGAGAUGGGAUCAUCUGUGAUAGCACAUGAGCUAAAGCUGGCUAAAGGAGAAACUAGAUGGGUCAUAGAUACCAUUGUCGGGAAGGAGGAUGGAUUAGGAGUAGAAAACUUGUCAGGAAGUGGGGCCAUUGCUGGUGCUUAUUCUAGGGCAUACAAGGAGAUUUUUACCCUUACGUAUGUGACUGGCAGAACUGUUGGUAUAGGUGCUUAUCUUGCUAGGCUCGGGAUGCGUUGCAUACAGAGGCUUGAUCAACCAAUAAUUUUAACAGGUUUCUCUGCCCUUAACAAACUUCUUGGCCGCGAGGUUUACAGUUCCCACAUGCAACUUGGAGGUCCGAAAAUUAUGGCAACUAAUGGAGUGGUUCAUCUGACCGUUUCAGAUGACCUUGAAGGGGUUUCAUCCAUCUUGAAGUGGUUAAGUUUUGUUCCUCCUCAUGUUGGUGGUCCACUUCCAAUCUGCAAACCCUUGGAUUCCCCCGAAAGGCCUGUUGAGUACGUUGCAGAAAACUCAUGUGAUCCUCGCGCUGCCAUUCGUGGUGUCUUGGAUAGUAAUGGAAAUUGGGUUGGUGGUAUUUUUGACAAGGAUAGCUUCAUUGAGACUCUUGAAGGCUGGGCAAGGACAGUGGUAACAGGACGAGCUAAGCUGGGAGGCAUCCCUGUGGGAAUUGUAGCAGUCGAGACCCAAACAGUAAUGCAAGUCAUUCCUGCGGACCCAGGUCAGCUUGAUUCCCAUGAGAGAGUGGUCCCGCAGGCUGGACAAGUAUGGUUCCCGGAUUCCGCCACCAAGACAGCUCAAGCAAUUUUAGAUUUCAACAAAGAAGAACUUCCUCUUUUCAUCCUGGCUAACUGGAGAGGUUUCUCGGGCGGGCAGAGAGACCUUUUCGAAGGGAUCCUGCAAGCCGGGUCAACAAUAGUCGAGAACCUUAGAACAUACAAGCAGCCUGUAUUUGUCUACAUCCCCAUGAUGGGUGAACUCCGUGGCGGGGCAUGGGUGGUUGUGGACAGCCGGAUUAAUUCAGACCAUAUUGAAAUGUAUGCCGAGCGAACAGCCAAAGGGAAUGUCCUCGAGCCAGAGGGGAUGAUAGAGAUCAAGUUUAAGACCAAGGACCUUCUAGAGUGCAUGGGUAGAUUGGAUGUAGAUCUGGUCGGACUGAAGACAAAGCUGGAGGAAUCUAUAAAGGCUGGUGCUCUUGAUGUGGCCAAUUCGCUGCAGCAGAAGAUAAAAGCCCGAGAGAAGAGCCUCUUGCCCGUCUACACACAGAUAGCCACUAAAUUUGCUGAACUGCACGAUACUUCAUUGAGGAUGGCCGCGAAGGGGGUCAUCAGAGAAGUCGUCGACUGGAAAACCUCUCGCUCCUUCUUCUACAGAAGAUUGCAUCGAAGAAUUGCCGAAGCCUCAUUCACCAAAACCGUGGAAGAUGCAGGGGGCAAUCAGCUCUCGAGGACAUCUGCGUAUGCCUUCAUGAAGAGCUGGUUUGUGAAUUCUGAGGUGGCAAAAGGUAGAGAAGAUGCAUGGAAUGAUGAUGGACUAUUCUUCUCAUGGAAAGAUGAUACGAGAAAUUACGAAGACAAGUUACAAGAACUGCGGAUCCAGAAAGUACUGCAGCAAUUGACAGAUAUUGGUAGCUCAGAGUCAGAUUUACAAGCUCUUCCUCAAGGUCUCGCUGCCCUUCUAGACAAGAUGGAGUCAUCGAGCCGAGCGAGUUUGGUUCAAGAACUUCUCAAGGUGCUCGGUUGAACAUGAUUGCUGUACAUCACCAAAUUUUCGCCUCAUUUUGGCGCGCGAACUCAGUGAAAUCUUUGAUUGUUAUCAGCUAUAUGAAUAACUUCUCCACAUUGUGGAUGAGAUGUAGAUCCUAGGACUAGUGCCCACCAGUCUGCUAAGUGUAAAUCUAGGAUGUAGGGUUGAAAUAGGUUUUUCAAUGUCAAGGGAGAGGAGGUGGCUCGUUUUGCAGGUUGUCUUUCCUUCAUGGCUUGAACCAUAUCAUUAUUUCCAAUUUCUGUAAUUAUGUUGUCAAUAAAAAAUGUGAUAAUUUUAUUUUCCCA